This is a messenger RNA of Gasterosteus aculeatus aculeatus (three-spined stickleback), 1296 nucleotides long. It is a transcript of the gene arl6ip4, whose product is annotated as ADP-ribosylation factor-like 6 interacting protein 4. The record is from RefSeq and is a predicted model, not a curated record. NCBI's taxonomy places the organism in Eukaryota, Metazoa, Chordata, Actinopteri, Perciformes, Gasterosteidae.
AGACGAUUAAAGACGCACUUACUUCCGUAAACUAGAGCCGCCUUCUACUCGUUCUGAUCGUCGACCCCGUUCGUCGCGUGGGUUCAUGGUGGCUUUGUUGUCUUGGUGAUGGAUCGCAGAAGAUCAAUCGAGCGAGGUGGCAGAGAGAAGAAACUCGAGAAGAAAAAACGAAGGAGAUCCUCUUCUUCUUCUUCCUCUUCAUCGUCUUCCUCAUCCAGCAGCAGGAGUCGAAGCAGAUCGUCAAAGAAAACACCCAACAAAAGUCAAGAUGUGAAAACACAAAGAAAGAAGCGACGAAGAAGCUCAUCUUCUUCAUCGUCAACUUCCUCCUCGUCUUCUUCUUCGACCAGUGACGAAAAGACCAAGAAGAAGAAAAGUAAAGCCAAGAAAAAGAAGUUGAAGAAGAUGAAGGCGAAGCUGAAGAAACAGAAGAAAAAGGAGAAAAGGGAGAAAAAGAAGAAAGAGAAGCUGAAGAAGAAGGAGGAGAAGAAGAAAGCAGAGGUGGUGCUGCUGCCGCCCAGUCCUCCAGUAGAGAAGCCUCCAUCUUACCUGGAGGUGUGGCAGAGUGACGAGGGGGCCGUGGAGCUCGGGCCUGUGAUGACGGAUGAGCAGAAGGCCCGACUCGCCACCAAGAGGCCCAUCACCAAAGAGGAGUACGAGGCCAGACAGAGCGUGAUCCGCAGGGUGGUGUGCCCAGAAACGGGGCGCACCAGAUUGGUGAGAGGAGAAGGAGAGAUCAUCGAGGAGAUCGUCAGCCGAGAAAAACACAAAGACAUCAACAAGCAGGCCACCAAGGGAGACGGGAAAGAGUUCCAGAGGAAACUAGGAGUGAACAGGUAGAAGAUGAGAUCUACUCCUGGAGUGCAGCUACAAUGAGAUGAACGUUAAAUCAUAAUACAACGAUCGCCCGUCGUUAGAGAAGGUAGAUGCUCUCUUGAUGUUCACUGAGGUUUGAUUCAGGUGACAGACGGUAUGUUACUGAUUUGCCUUAAUUAAAUCUAUGCUGCAGUUAGAGUGAAUUUAUUUUGACUACUGAUCUGUGCUGAAGCAACGCAAGGACAAUGUCCAAAAGGACUUUAAAUUGUAUUUUUUAAGUAUUUCAGUUUUCUGUAUGUGCUUCUCAGAUGAUGUGAAACAUACUGUUUGUAAAUGGACUUUACAACGCUGUCAAAUCACCCACAUGUAGAUGUCUACUCACCUUCAUGUCUCACAUUUAUUUUCUCGUUGGCUCGCUGAACAAAUCUACAUUUGGGGAAACUGAUUCCUAAAUAAUAAACCGUUUUUGUCAACUGCAAA